CAGUUGCAUAUCUAAGUUAAUAUCUUAUCGUGACAAUGCAAAUAAAACCAAGUGGGACAGAACGCCUUCCUUAUAGAACCCAGACAUAACGAGCUACUGACAGAAGAUAGAACUACCAGCUAGACGACAUGUUGCUACCCAUUGUGCUCGCUCUCUGUACCCUUCCUUGUGUCAGAGGGUAUACAGUGACCAUUUACCCAGAGUAUUUGGUACAGCGAGGAAGAACCAACUUCGACCCUGACAGGUGGAAUGGUAAAAUGGGCCUGGAUAAUCCCAGCACUAUAGACAGCAUGAAAAAAACGGGAGCCCGCACUGGAAGAUGGCUGAAUUCAGAUUUAAGCUAUUUUGACAAGGUGACAGAAGAUCCACACCGAAAAGGGUACCCGAAUCCAGCGUUCUUCCAAAACAAGCAGCUUCAACACAAUUUAGUUGAGAAAUAUCUCGACAAUCUGAAUAGAUAUGGAAAACAGAGACCAAUCAUGCUUGAACUGAAAGGUAACUUAUGGCCUCACUGGAUGGACAAAUCUGCACAUAAGGGUCACUUUCCAAGCAAUCUUGAUGCUGCUGCGGAAACCAUAUCUCUACACGUCCAGGCAAUAUACAACGGUUCUAACGGCGCAGUCCCUCCAUAUUUUGAACCAAUCAAUGAGCCAAACACACUGUGGAAGUUGGAUGUCAAUUGGACAACCGUAGUGACUGUAUUCGAGCUUGUGGCCAAGAAGGUGAAAGCCAUAUAUCCCCAAAUAAAGAUAGGCGGGCCUGCCUUUACUGGUGGAAUAACCUAUUUUGAUAAACAGAACUUUCGUCAAUGGAGCUGGAUGACGCAAUUCAUGAACAUGUCCCUUGGCCUAUUGGACUUCUUUUCAUUCCAUCCUUUCAAUCACUUUGUCGUCCAGGGGAACAGAUAUCGGUUUUAUGGCCCAAAUGAGGCUAGGCUAGUUGGGACGGUGGACAUUGUGGAAACAUAUGCUAAUAUGAUGACUGGAAAAGAUGUUCCAAUCAUAUUCUCCGCUCAUGGUCUAGCAACGGUCACAGGCAUCGAUGUCCAGAAACCAUCGACCCUCUUGGACUGGGCUUACAUCAACCUUCACAACUCGAAUAUAUUCACCUUUCUUGAGCUUCGGUACGUGGUGGACAGGGCUGUGUCCUUCCUUCUUAGUUACAGCAACAGGCAAGGCCAAGAAAGCAUCAACUACAGUAUCCUGGACAAGAAUAAAAACGAGAGAGACAUAGCUCUGGCCUUCCACCUGUGGGACAACAUCACCAGCAGUAUGAAGUUCCUCAGAUCCGAGAGUCAGUUCCACCAGGCAGAGAGGCAGAUACAGAGUCAUGCCCUUGUGGAACCAAGUUCCAAAAUGCUAACCGUUCUGCUACACAACUAUGACACAGCCCAAGCUAAGGUCACACUGGCUUUUGACAAAGGAUGGGUAAGGUUGACCCACGGGACAUCAACCUGUCUGUACCUCAAUAACAGGAGGGCCACUCAACUGGAUAAGCAAGUACCUAUUCAUGUCAAUGGAAAUCAGGUGACUGUCCCUCCAGAAUCUUCAUGCUUCUUUCAGUUUCCCACAGGUCACACAUUUUCUCAUGUUCCCUUGGUCUAUGAAAGUGUGCAUUAUGGAGACGACAUGUUGGUUAUAAUAAACAGGAAAGCAGCUCACAUGAACAUCAUGCUCCACAGCAGUGAUCUUCAUCACAUUAUGGUAGCAAAACUCCGCAUUUCAGUAAGUUUCGUUGAUCAUUCUGCCAAGUAUAUUCCAGUUUCUGUAACUAUGAAUGGAGUAAAUCUCCACUCGUACUACAUUCUCCACAACCCAAGCAACAACGACACCGACAAUCUCUGGGCAACAAUAGAAUAUAAUGUUCCACCGACCAUCCUCAAGCAAAACGCCAAUGCUGUUCAGAUGCGCUUUGCUCAGGACCAAGGCCGGGUUGCUGCAAUUGCUUUAUCCCUGAGGAAAGGCCAAUGAACUCCCUUGGAUGCCAUAAUAACUGAUUUCAGCCCAUGAUGAAUGAGUUUCAAUAAAAUGUAAAUAAAAUUGUUGGCGACUUUCGGAAA
Messenger RNA from Haliotis rubra (blacklip abalone), 2059 nucleotides. RefSeq lists its product as uncharacterized. The coding region runs from base 129 to 1970 and encodes 613 amino acids. NCBI's taxonomy places the organism in Eukaryota, Metazoa, Mollusca, Gastropoda, Lepetellida, Haliotidae. The record is from RefSeq and is a predicted model, not a curated record. The transcript has 3 exons.